UUGAAGGCAAUUCCUCAUCCCCAGUCUGUCACCAGCAAGGCCCCUGAAAUGGGGGUUGGCUGUUAACUGGAAUCUCUUGGAAACAACAGUCCUGCUCCAGCAGAUCAGUGGGCAUGAAGAAUGCAAAAUUCUCCACAAUUCAGAGCCUGCAAAAUUUCAGACACCUCCAGGAAAGUGGAGGAUGCUGUCCCUGUCCCAUGACAAGUUCUCUCACUUGUUCACAAAAAGGCUUUCUGUGCGUGGAAAGGGGAGCAUCCCACUUGCUGUCUGCACAGAUCCAUAUCCUUUGGGCAGGUUGUGCAUGCUUGGAGGGACUGCCAAGCCUGCAGACAGAGCAGCACCCAGCCCCAACUAAUACUUUGCCAUCCCAGCGGGCUUGGGACGUAGGAAGGAAAAGGGAAGAAGAAAAGGAAGAAAAGGAAGGAAAAGAGGAGGGGAGUUCCGGAGGGGGCCGGACGGUGGGAAGAGCAAACAAGUAGGGAGGGUAGGGAGAAAGCGGAAAAAAAGGAGGAGAAAGGGGAGGAGAUGAAAGACAAGGGGAGAAGGGAGGAUCAGCCGGGGAGGAGGCGAGAGGCCGGGGAGGAGAGGAGGCAGCCAGCUCGGCGGAGAGGGAAGGGACGGGACCCGGCGCCCUGCGGGCCAUGCGUCUCCUGGCCACGGCGCUGGCCGCCCUGCUGGCCUCGGCCCCGGCCCCAGAUGUUUGUGAGGCUUUAAAUGUGACAGUGUCUCCAGGACCAACAGUGCGGUACUCCGAGGGAGAUAAUGCUACCCUUUACUGCCACAUUUCUCAAAAGAGAAAGAUGGACAAUUUGCUGGCUGUGCGGUGGGUCUUUGCUGUGUCACCCACUCAGGAGUAUUUGAUGAUCAAAAUGACCAAAUUUGGGUCUGUCCAGUAUUAUGGGAAUUAUACUCAUCAUUUCCACAAGCAAAGACUUCGUCUUCUUAAAGAAAAACAUGGAACUAUGUACAAAUUUCUUAUUCUAAGCCUCCAACAAACAGAUCAAGGACAUUAUAUAUGUAAAGUUCAGGAAAUUGGAAAACACAGGAAUAAGUGGACAGCCUGGUCAAAUGGUACGGCAGCUACUGAAAUAAGAGUGAUUUCAUCAAAAACUUCUGAUGAUCCCACUUACAAGAAAAAACAUGAAGCUUGGAAGUUUUUCGAAGAUCUGUAUGUGUAUGCAGUGUUUGUGUGCUCAAUAGGAAUCAUCAGUGUUCUCCUUUUUACACUCGUCAUUCUCUGUCAGUCACUUCUGAACAAGAGGAGAUGCACAGUGAAGCAUUACCUGGUGAAAUGCCCCCAGAACAGCUCAGGAGAGACUGUGACCAGUGUGACGAGCAUGUCCCCUCUGCAGCCCAAGAAGGUGAAGAAAAGGAAAGAAAAAGCAGAGCUGCCACCAGCCAUCCCAGAAAAAGCACCAAUACCCAAUAUUCCUAAGCCCAAGCUCUUGAAACCUCAAAGAAAAUUGAUCCUGCCAAAAAUCGCUGAGGAGAAUUUAACAUAUGCUGAACUUGAACUUAUGAAGCCGAUUCAGGAGGCCAAAGGCAUUCCCAGUACGACAGUCUACGCACAGAUACUCUUUGAGGAGAACAAGCUGUAACAGUUCAUGCCUGUAUAACUGUCCUUUGUCUGUGUUCUAUUUAAUUCUUGCUGUGCUGUUUAUUUAUAAAGAUCAUACAAAUGUCCAUAUUUUUUUAUUGACAUUCAUGUGCUUUUGUAUUUCUAUAUGACUUUUAAACAAAACGUAGUUGGAAGUAAUCACAGAAUAAGCAGCUGAUUGACAAGUGACAUCCCAGAGACACCCUUGCAGUGUUUGUCCCCUCCAUUUUACAGAGGAUGAAGCUCCACUUCGGGCAUUUUCAGUGCUGAUCUUCAUUCCUUCUUCGACACUAAUGUGACAAGUCCAGCUGCAAACAUGAGCCACCUCAGAAAUACCAGCAGCAGGAUCAGAGCACAUCAACUCUCCACCAGAGAAAGAAUCACUGACCAGAAGUUCAUCAAAUUUCUGCUGUUCAUCCCAUUAGAAAAAUAUUAAUUCAGUAAAGUUGAAUUUUUUUUUCCACAGAAAAUGGAAAUCUAGAAUUACUUCUUCUGCCUUCUCUCGGCUCAUAGUAGUUAUCAGAAAGUUUGGUUUCUGUAUUUCCAACUUCCCUUUCUAUGUACCUUACUUAUGUACUUCAAAUCAAACACUUCAAAAUAAUCCAAAGGAAACAUUCCUUGUUAAACCACACCAAUCUGAGGAAAAAUAUUUAUAGCUUGGGAAUAUUUUGCAGGAUUUGAUGCUUUUAUAGUUCUGGUUGAGAAUCGGAAAAAGCUGACUGUAUGAAACUUCCACAGAACCAGGACACUGGUUUUGGCCUUGCUGUAGGCUGGUGCUCCUAAACCUGCAAAAGUUUCCUCCCAUGGCCUAUUAGCAAGUUUCUGCUGUGAAAGGAAAAUCACAGAUCAUCUCCUUUAGCACAGAGCAGACUCUGUAAUACCGUGCUUACUUACCUUGGAGUCCUUUCUCUGGAAAGGCUAUGGCUUGGAAGGUGGGAAACUGGGCUGCAAAAAUGUUCUUCUUGCUUCCCCUCUUGCUAGCUGAGAAGGGAUUCUUCCUUUUCCUAUGAUAUCCAUUGGUGAAAAUUGGUUAUUCUCUGGCAUGCCAGUCGUGAAAGGACUGAUGUUUUCAAGCUCCUGAAUUUGCAAUGCUCUGUCUCCACUCAUGGUUGGGGUUGAACACCCAGCUCCUUUCUGCUGUUGGAAGCUUUAACCCUUGAGUAACUGCAGAGUUAAUAGGGACAUAAAAGCAUGGGUUCUUUAGCCCACUCUCAGGCCUGGAUAUCUGAUGUUCAGCACAUGCCAGGUGUUCUCCAGGCCUGCAUAAGGCAGAGGCAGCCCCCUGAUGGGCAUUCAUUCAGCAGCAUGUGGGUUUUUGAGUAGCACUGGUGGGCCACAUGCUUUGAAACUCUUAAGUUGAUUCAGGUACCUUCUUCCUUCACUGGUCAGAUCUUUAUAGUGACACUUAUAGUGACACAGCAAGUUCAUGCCAGGGCUCAGAGCACAGCUGGGAAACCUCAUGUUGCUGCUACUGUUAGCACUUGGGAGCAGAGGACAAUAGCAACACUUCAGGGAGGACCAUGCGACAGAGAAGAGCAAUCUUUGGAUGACAAGUCCAUAUAAACUGUUUUUAAACUUUUCUUGAAUGGGGAUAGAGAUUAUAUGUCAUACAUAAACACCUUGCAGACAGGUUGAGUAAAUGUAAAAUGCAGCCACCCGUUUCCAUGCUAGUUGAAAACUUCUUUCAUAAGAGAAGAAUUCAAGAUUUGUCAGGCUGGCCUUUGUGUACAGUACUAAUCCCACCCCUAGCUCCUCACUGAAGUGGUUCUUUCCAAACUAAAGCCUGCUUUUGUUAAUAGGUUUAUUGCUAGUAAUUAUUUGCAUUUUUUAUGUUUGGGUUCAUGAGCUGUCAAGGAUGUUUGUUUUACCUUCUCAUUACUGUAGGACUUUAAUCAUCCACCAAAACAACAUGGCAUCAUUCUUUAUUCUCUCAUGAGCUUUCAGCUCAUUGACCAAAAAAACCCGGUGCUUAAAGAAUCAUUAAACAUUCAGGGAUACAUUCUGUAACAUCCAGAGUCUGAAUAUUCAGAGAAGAGAGCUGUAAGGAAAGCAUUAGAAAGUUACAGGACUUAUUAGUAUUUUUAAUUCCAAAAGAAUUACAACCCUAGCACAUUACUAAUUUGGUCACUUAAUUGCAAAAACUACACGUUUGGUAAUAUAAACAUUGCUUUUAUAUUCAGCUGGCCAUUAUGUCCAUUGUUCAGACAAGUCCUCUACUGUAUGCUUAUGCCCAGUAUUUUAAUGAAUACCAUUCUUUGUGUAUUAAUAUCUAUAUAUAUUCUUGUUUAUGUUUUAUAUCUAAUUCCCCAAAAUAAUAGUUAAUUGAGCUAAAUAAAUUACCUUUUUUGUUGAGAUAAUUUCUCCCAGUCUGUGUAGGAUUUAUUGCUUUUAGAGAACAAUAUGAAUAUAAUUAUUUGUCCAAAUGCAAGACACAAGAUGAUCUCAGUAGGUGAGAACCAAAUUUUUCAUUCUGCAGAAAAUUCCAUGAUUUUUAAAUGUUUUCCAUUUGUGACUGAUGUAAAUCACAGCAGAAUCCUGACAGCUGAGCAAGAAGAGUCUGGAAACACUACUUAGAUAACACCUGUCUUCAUGAGCAGAUAUCUCCUAAGCUGCUUCUUACACAGUAUCCACCCAGAUUUACUAGUAUCGAGUCAUUUUACUGGAGAAAGUAAAACAUCAUCCUUCCUCUUGCAAGUAAUUGUGCAUCUUUAUGUUUCAAAGGAAUUCAGUUCUACAGAGAAAAAACUUUCAUUGAGUAUAACCUAGUAGAAAUACAGAAUAAACUGGAUUUAGUUCCUUCUAACGUAGGAAAUGCAACGUAGAAUUCACUCUGACCUAACUCCAUCAUGCUUAAGCAGAAUAGCAGCAGAGCUGAAUAUGGUCCACUGUUUUUUACGACAGGAGCUCCCAUGAAGAUUCUUAAGACCCUAUUAAACAGCGGUUGAAAUCUGCUGAGUCAUACGAUUUUGGUUACUCCUUCUGUUGUCAUUGGUAAAACACGGCCCAGUGCUGAAAUUUUAACAAAUACAGCUCUAUUAGCUUCAGUCCAAUUUAGUGUCAGAUUGUUAAAUGUUAAUGUACUGCACCCUAUAGCUGUAAACAGAAUUAGAGAUGUUUACAGCUUUGGUUAAAUGUGCCUUGUUCCCCCACAUUAAAUUUUAUUACCAGAAUCCUCCACCAGCAAAUAGGAGUAAAUCAUAUUAGUGUUGCAGGCUGUGUAGGGGUUGAUUUUGCAGCCCAAGGAAGGGGAGUUUUUAAUCACUCUUUAUUACAACUUUCUAAUGGUAGGUGUGGUUGGAAUGUCAUUAUCUCUGUAAUUACAAGCAAAUUAUUUGUUUUAGAAUAACAGUAACAGAAUAGUGGAAUUCUCUUCUUUAAGAAGUUCAAACAACUUAUAUCCUUAGCCAGGGUUUGGCCAAGUUCUGCUGGCAUAGAUGGACUCCGAUCAGGUGAAAUUUUAUUUGAUCUUUUAUACAUUGGUCACAGUCUGUUGAUUAUUUAUUUAUUUACUUUGAGAUCUUUUCCAAAUCAAAACUGGUAAGCAACAUCAUAGUGCAAUGAUCAU
This is a messenger RNA of Phasianus colchicus (ring-necked pheasant), 5162 nucleotides long. RefSeq names its product V-set and transmembrane domain containing 4 (gene VSTM4). Gene Ontology annotation, cellular component: membrane. Lineage: Eukaryota; Metazoa; Chordata; Aves; Galliformes; Phasianidae. The record is from RefSeq and is a predicted model, not a curated record.